AUGGCGGCAAGGGAUGAGGCGCAGGCCCUCCACGAUCCUGCAAUCGUCGAGCGGAUCUAUUCUUCAUGCGGAUCUCCUCCGCGAGAUCCCCCUAUCGUCAGUCCUGCUCGUGCGCCAUACCAGGAUCCAAACUUAGAGACUGCUCUUCGCGUAGAGGAUCUUCUCUCUCGGAUGCCCAUGCGGGAGAAGAUGGCUCAGCUUAUGCAAGGAGAGUUGGACCGCUUCGUCGACUUCGACACCGGUUAUGUCAAUCAGACGGCCAUGAAGGAUCACAUGUUUUAUCAUUCCAGCAUGCUUCGGGUCAGCUAUCCACGCACUACGCUUGACCUGGCUUACCGGGGAGCUCAAGCGCUGCAGGACUGGAUCAUGAAUGACACGAGUCUGUCUCUUCCCGCGAUUGUGCAAUGUGAAGGGCUACAUGGACUGGGACUUCCGAAUGCCACUGUAUUCACCUCCCCCAUUGGAUGGGGAGCAUCCUGGGACAUUGAAUUAGCGGAGCGAGUCGCUGAAACGAUCGGCAAAGAGGCUCGCACACUGGGCAUCACGCAACUCUUUGCCCCCUCAUUGGAUCUUGCCCGAGACCCGAGAAAUGGAAGGGUUGAAGAAUCGUAUUCCGAAGACCCAUACCUAGCGGGAGAAAUUGGAGCCGCAUUUGUACGCGGCCUGUGGAAGUCCAAGGUUGCAUCCACCAUCAAGCAUCUGGCAAGCUAUGGGAACUCGGAGCAGGGGAUCUAUAACGGUCCUGUUCAUGGAGGGCCGCGGGAGCUGCGUACCACUUAUCUUCCUCCCUUCCAGCGAGCGUUGCAGGAGACCGGCGCUUUCACCGUGAUGAGCUCAUACAAUUCAUACGACGGUAUCCCUUCCGUCAGCAACCGGUACCUACUCACGGAGGUGCUGCGCGAGCAAUGGGACUUCCAAUAUUUCGUCACCUCGGACUACGGGGGACCGGAUCGGCUCUGUGGGACGUUCAAGAUGUGUCACAGCAAUCCUAUCGACAAGGAGGCAGUGACCAUGAUGGUGCUGCCAGCUGGUGGGGACACAGAAGGCGGCGGCUCGUUCAAUUUCGAUACAAUCCCCGACCUCGUCUCCAACGGCACUCUGUCUGUCGCGAUUGUGGAUGAAGCAGUGCGACGUGUGCUUCGGGCGAAAUUCGACAUGGGCCUCUUUGAAGAUCCUUUCCCUGCAGCUCCGCCGGCGGAGUGGCCCGCACGCAUCAACACCCCCCAGGCGCUCGAUCUCGCCACGGAGAUGGAUCUUGAGUCGAUUGUGCUGCUGCAGAACCCGGGGAAUAUCCUGCCGCUGGCCCAGAAGCCGCAGAGAUUGGCCGUCAUCGGACCGUUUGCCGACACCAUGAAUUACGGAGACUAUAUCGCCUACCGACCUAACGGCAUCACGCCCAGGCAAGGAAUCCAGGACCUGGCCACCCAGUACGGAGGCGAGGUCACGUACGCCCAAGGCUGCGAAGCCUGGAGCAACGACGAAUCGCGCAUCGGCGAAGCCGUGCAGCAAGCGCAGGCCGCCGACGUAGCCGUUGUGGUUGUCGGCACAUGGACCCAGGACCUUGAGGGGCAGGACAAGGGCCUGAAUGCCACGACCGGGGAAGGCUAUGACGUGAAUGACCUGCGGCUGGUGGGCGCCCAACGCGCCCUGAUUCAACAGGUCCUCGACACCGGGACACCCACCGUCGUGGUCUUUUCGUCCGGGAAACCCAUCACCGAGCCCUGGCUCUCCUCCAACGCGACCGCGACCGCUCUGGUUCAGCAAUUUUACUCCUCGCCCAACGGUGGUGUCGCGCUGGCGGAGGUGCUGUUUGGCAACCAUAGCCCCAGCGGACGCCUUCCCAUCAGCUUUCCGCGCGACGUGGGCAGUCUGCCCGUCGUCUACGACUAUCUGGACUCCGGGCGCGAGGUCCGGACGCCCGGCGCACGCUAUGCCAACGGGAGUCUCAAAUUUGGACGUGACUAUGUGCUCGAUACUCCCGAUGUGUGGUUCGGGUUCGGGCACGGGGAGAGCUACGCGACGUUCGAGUAUAGUAAUGUACAGGUAAUCCCCAAAGCUCCACGGGCGUCCGAUAAUGUGACUGUCACAGUGAAUGUGAGGAAUACGAGUGAUCGGGAUGGGAAAGAGGUCGUGCAGCUUUAUGUGGUCGAUCCGAUCUCCUCGGUCGUCACGCCGAACAAGCAGCUCAAGGGAUUUCAGAAGGUCUUUAUCCGGGCUGGUGAGAGUGUCACCGUCAGCUUGGAGGUCAGUCUGACCAGUUUGGGGUUGUGGAAUGCGGGAAUGCGAUACGUCGUCGAGCCCGGUCAAUUCAUUGCCCAUGUGGGUCGCAGCUCGACGGAUUUGAGAGGGAACGUAUCUUUCUUCGUGGUUUGA
Aspergillus saccharolyticus JOP 1030-1 is the source of this 2373-nucleotide messenger RNA. Its product is annotated as glycoside hydrolase. Gene Ontology annotation, biological process: carbohydrate metabolic process. The coding region runs from base 1 to 2373 and encodes 790 amino acids. The record is from RefSeq and is a predicted model, not a curated record. The transcript is spliced from 10 exons. Gene Ontology annotation, molecular function: hydrolase activity, hydrolyzing O-glycosyl compounds. NCBI's taxonomy places the organism in Eukaryota, Fungi, Ascomycota, Eurotiomycetes, Eurotiales, Aspergillaceae.